Puccinia graminis f. sp. tritici CRL 75-36-700-3 is the source of this 981-nucleotide messenger RNA. RefSeq lists its product as uncharacterized. Bases 1 to 981 code for a protein of 326 amino acids. The transcript has 4 exons. NCBI's taxonomy places the organism in Eukaryota, Fungi, Basidiomycota, Pucciniomycetes, Pucciniales, Pucciniaceae. Gene Ontology annotation, biological process: resolution of meiotic recombination intermediates; double-strand break repair via homologous recombination. The record is from RefSeq and is a predicted model, not a curated record. Gene Ontology annotation, cellular component: RecQ family helicase-topoisomerase III complex; nuclear body.
AUGGCCGACAGUGUUGUUCCACGAGCAGUUAGAAAUUGGUUCAGGACGACUUAUCCGACUCUAGUAUUCGAAGAAACUUGGCUAACACAGUGCUGUGAAUAUCUUCAAGUUGGUUUAGUCACUCUUAGGUCUCAGCUUUAUCUCGAUCAAAUCUUCUCCUCAGAAAUUACUCACUUCGACCUGACCCCACCACAAUUGAUCAAAAAAAUUGAAAAUCAACUUUUGCUAUCCGAUUUAUCGACCUCGACUUCUGCAGAAACGCCCCCUUUGAAGGACCUGUGGAUACCUGAACAAGAUGUUGAACGUCAGACAAAAGUGCAACAUCUUCCGAACCGAGGAAUCUUGGUGCAAAUCCAGUCGAUCACUGAGAUCGGUCAUUCGGCGCUUUCGCUUCGGACUGUUCACCAGAAACUCAUAGAUGAUGCGCAAGGAAGAGAUCGGGUCUUAGAUCUGGAGGACCCGGAAUCGCAGGACCGGCAAGCACCAAUCCUGUAUCCCAGGGCCAUGCUCAAGUUUGAUCUCAGUGAUGGUCAUCAUACGAUACCAGCAAUCGAGUACCAAAAGAUCGAUGGCCUCAGUUUGGCUGAAACUCCUCUAGGGUGCAAGCUGUUGAUUAAAUCCGCCACGGUUAGGCGCGGCCUUUUACUGCUUACCUCCGAAAACACUACUAUCAAAGGCUUCCAAGUAGAUGAAUUAGAUCUGAACCGCGAUCGAAUCCUUCAGGAAGGACUCAAUGCGCGUUUAAGCCGAGCCGCAGACAACCCAGAACGUAAUGACGAUCAACAAGCCGGGAACCGGAAUCCGAAUGGUAAUGGUGUCACAAACUCUUCGGCAACCUCCUUUCAAUCCGCAUCGAUCGUCAAUACGCAUGACCCGUCAUCAGUCACUCAACCAAGAGUGAUUGUAGACCUGAGUGACUCGGAUAACUACUUUGAUGAUAAUUCGGACUUCGAAGCUCAACUGUUGGCUCAUGACAUUUGA